AUGGACCUCAUCGACAAGCGGUUCCGCGACAUGGACAUGGAGAUCGCCACAAGGAAUCUGAAGCCUGAGAAGAAGCAUGUCAUGAUGGAGGAAUGGGGAGCACCAUAUUUCGAGAGGACUGGCGCACACAUGAAGGACCUCGACAUCAUGACGGGCUUCAUCGACAAGGACGCAGUUCGAUUCAAUAGGACCGUUGCGAACAUCGAACAGAGCGACGACCAAAUCACAUUGACCAUCGCCGAUGGAAGAGUUGCAAGCCACGCCGUAGUAAUCGGUUGCGGUGGAAUCAAAGGCCUCACGAGGCGCGCCGUCCUCGCUGAUCGGUAUCCAGAGUCAGUCGAACCGCAAUACACGCACAAAUACGUCUACCAGACAAUCGUUUCCAUCGAAGACACGAAGCAGAUUCUGGGAGAUGUGGCAACAGAUGCGAAGAUGUACAUGAGCAAAGCCUCGAAUUUGUCGACGUAUCCAAUCAGCGAAGGCAAACAGGUGAACGUUGUUGCUUUCACAAGAGAUCCGAACCCGUGGCAACACGACGGAAACACGUACGACGUUGGCAGAAAGACGAUGAUGGAAGACUUUGCAGACAUCAAGGUUGACGACAGGCUGCUAAGAUUGCUGGAGGCAAGCACAACAGCAUAA
Molecule: messenger RNA, 642 nt
Organism: Macroventuria anomochaeta
Lineage: Eukaryota; Fungi; Ascomycota; Dothideomycetes; Pleosporales; Didymellaceae
Exons: 2
Coding region: 1-642 (213 amino acids)
Biological process (GO): secondary metabolite biosynthetic process
Source: RefSeq, a predicted model, not a curated record